Catharus ustulatus (Swainson's thrush) is the source of this 1264-nucleotide messenger RNA. It is a transcript of the gene GAR1, whose product is annotated as GAR1 ribonucleoprotein. The coding region runs from base 101 to 751 and encodes 216 amino acids. NCBI's taxonomy places the organism in Eukaryota, Metazoa, Chordata, Aves, Passeriformes, Turdidae. Gene Ontology annotation, biological process: snoRNA guided rRNA pseudouridine synthesis; ribosome biogenesis. The transcript has 7 exons. Gene Ontology annotation, cellular component: box H/ACA snoRNP complex. Gene Ontology annotation, molecular function: box H/ACA snoRNA binding. The record is from RefSeq and is a predicted model, not a curated record.
CGGCCGGCAGGUGCCCUUUCAUUUACGGCAAGCAGCCCCGUUUGCGGCAGCGCGGGUGUUUUCGGGCGGGGGAGCGCGCACGUGCAGGAAACAGUAGAGAAUGUCUUUUCGUGGAAGAGGAGGUGGUGGAGGAAGAGGAGGUGGCUUCAACCGUGGAGGAGGUGGCGGUGACAGAAGUGGCUUUAACCGUGGUGGAGGACGAGGUGGCUUUGGACGGGGAGGUGGAAGAGGAGGCUUCAACAGAGGAGGAUAUGACCAGGGCCCUCCAGAAAGGGUAGUUUUGUUGGGAGAGUUCAUGCAUCCCUGUGAAGAUGACAUAGUUUGCAAAUGUAAAACAGAGGAAAACAAGGUGCCUUAUUUCAAUGCCCCGGUGUACCUGGAUAAUAAGGAGCAAAUUGGCAAAGUGGAUGAAAUAUUUGGACAACUGAGAGACUUUUAUUUUUCAGUGAAACUGUCUGAGAACAUGAAAGCCUCUUCAUUUAAAAAAAUGCAAAAGUUCUACAUUGAUCCAGCAAAGCUGCUACCUCUUCAGAGAUUUUUACCAAGGCCCCCUGGAGAAAAAGGUGCUCCCAGAGGAAGUGGUAGAGGAGGACGUGGUGGUGGACGUGGAGGAGGAAGAGGCGGUGGUAGAGGAGGAUUUGGAGGAGGCAGAGGUGGAGGAAGAGGAGGAGGAUUCAGAGGAGGUAGAGGUGGAGGAGGAGGAUUCAGAGGAAGAGGUGGUGGAGGAGGCUUUCGGGGAAGAGGACAUUAAAAAUGGAGCCACGAGUAUCUCAUUGUCCCAUCAGGUCAUCUGCAGAAGCAAAGAACCAUGAAAAAUUUUUGUAAAGGACUCUGAAAAUCUUUUUAUAAAGAACUUGAAGCUACAAAUUACAAUUAUUUUUACAUUUAAUGACUGUUGAUGGACGCACGAGGAGAGUGUAGCCCCAGCCGAAGAGCUGAAGACUGCUCAGAAUAUGUGUAAAGUUUUCUAACUAAGCCAUGAUUCAAUGUUAUUCUUAAACUGCUUGUUUCUGACAAGCACUGCAGUCAAUGCUUAACUCCCUGUUGGAAUUUGGAGUAAACAAUCACUUGAAAUGGCUUUUCAAAAGACCCUACAGGUUCACUGCAUGCACAUACUUCAGUGUGAACAUAAGCAUGACUGAUCCCUGGUUCUCAUCCUCCUUCUAUAUUGAAUCUUCCGGGCUACUCUGAAAUCACAUGCCAUUUAAACAACCUUUGUGAACUUUUUUUUUAUAAAUUAAAUUUCGAACUUUUGUGUUGUUCA